AUAAUACCCGGCUCUGUCAGUUAAUCUGUGGUAAUAAACAGUGAAAAUGAGUGAUCAUAACGAUUAUUUUACAUAUGCAGAUGAGAGCCAAAAUGAAAGCCAAAUUUUAUUUUCUUCAAAAGCAGACGAGGAUGCUUUAUUGAUAGAUCUGGUUAAAGAUUAUCCACAUCUUUAUAACAAGGAAUCGAGAGAUUUUAAAGAUAUACUAAAAAAAAAUAAUUCAUGGGAAGAAAUUGCAAAAAUCUUAGAUGCCAAAGUUUCAGAUUGUCAAACGAGAUGGUUAAGUUUGCGCGAGCGCUACUCUCGAGAAAAAAAAUUACGAGAAAUAGAUACGAGAAGUGGAAGUGGAAAUGUAACAAGACAAACAUUUCCUUUAUAUGACCAGAUGAAUUUUUUAUACACAUUUGUCAAGAGUAGGAAAUCUAUAACCAAUAUAUCACACUUGGCCAAAGAAUCAUAUCCUAUCAACGUGUCAUCAGAAAAGAUAGAUUCCACAAGUGUAUUAAGAAAUAAAAAUCAAUCUAGUGCUAAUCAAGAUAAUACUAUCAUCAAAAUGUCCAAUAAAGCAUUAAGGACUGAGCGGACAUCAACAGAAACAGCUUCUUCCAAUUCAUCUAUGUCUUCUACAUUACACUCUCGAUUUCUCUCUACGUCACUGUUCAGUUACGAACAUUAA
Mycetomoellerius zeteki is the source of this 676-nucleotide messenger RNA. RefSeq lists its product as uncharacterized. Bases 47 to 676 code for a protein of 209 amino acids. Gene Ontology annotation, cellular component: transcription regulator complex; nucleus. The record is from RefSeq and is a predicted model, not a curated record. Gene Ontology annotation, biological process: regulation of transcription by RNA polymerase II. NCBI's taxonomy places the organism in Eukaryota, Metazoa, Arthropoda, Insecta, Hymenoptera, Formicidae. The transcript has 4 exons.